AUGUCAAUACUCAUCGUUGGUUCAACAGGAACAGUUGGUAAGGAAGUUCUCCGUGCAUUGAAUGAAAAGGCAUCUCCCUCUUCCAAGAUUUCAGUCAAACUCCUAACAAGAAACAAAGACAAGGCAAGUGAAGUUUUGAAAUUAUACGAAAAUUUGGAGGGAAAAAUAGUGGAAGGAGAUUUGAAUGAUUUGGAAACUGUUAAUAUUGAUGAAUUAUAUGAGAAUGUGGAGAGAAUGUUUUUAUUGACCAUUUCAUCACCAUUUCAAGCUAGAAGUGAACACGGAUUUGUAAAUCUUGCUGUUAAAUAUUGUAAACAUUUACAACAAAUUGUAAGAGUUUCAGCAUUGGGAAAUAGUCCAGAAAGAGAUAUCAAUUGUUUGAUGAGAUGGCACAAUGAUUCUGAGAGAGCAGUUCAGAGAUUGGUCGAACAUUCGAAAGUGAAAUUGACAAUUUUGAGACCUAAUUUGUUUUUACAAAAUUUCCUCACACAAGAUUUACAAACAAUCAAAUCUCAAGGUUGUUUCUAUAGAGUUAAACAUGAUUUAGGGGAUGGUUAUCAUAUUAGUCAUGUAGAUGUUAGAGAUAUUGGUGAUUUGAGUGCAGUUGUCUUGACAGAAAAUCCAGAAAAACAUGCAGGUCAAUCGUACAAUAUUACUGGACCAGAUACAUUCACCUACGAUCAAUUGGCACAAGUUUUAACACAAGCCAUUGGUAAGGAAGUUAAACAUGUUCCAAUUAGUGAAGAUCAAUUCGCAGAAAACUUUAAGCAAGUUCCAUCAUUUGUCAUUUGGAUGUUAGUUAAAUUAUAUCAAAUGUAUAAGAUUGAGGGAAUUACUGCAAAUAUUUGUGGAGAUUUCAAGAUUGUAACUGGUAAGAAUCCUCGUUCUGCAUUGCAAUUCUUUGUUGAUCAUGCAGAUCAAUUUAAAUAG
Messenger RNA from Naegleria gruberi, 930 nucleotides. RefSeq lists its product as uncharacterized. Bases 1 to 930 code for a protein of 309 amino acids. The record is from RefSeq and is a predicted model, not a curated record. Lineage: Eukaryota; Heterolobosea; Eutetramitea; Acrasida; Naegleriidae. The transcript has a single exon.